This is a messenger RNA of Peniophora sp. CBMAI 1063, 3195 nucleotides long. Lineage: Eukaryota; Fungi; Basidiomycota; Agaricomycetes; Russulales; Peniophoraceae. The record is from the annotation of a GenBank genome assembly.
AUGGGUCAGAGUAAACUCAUUCCACCGGUGUGGAACUCGUGCGUGGACGCUUUGGAGAGAUACCGCUUUAUGAAGGAGCGAAAGAAGUCGGAGGAGUUCAUAACGGCGUUCGUCAAGGAGCUGCUGGUGAAACACCCGAACGCGGAGGCCUUGUGUACAGAAAGUGGAGAUAAUACGUCUUUCCGUCAGAAAAUCAAGCACUGGUUUGGGAACCAAGGGCGCGCCGAUCGGAAGCCGAAAUACCUACCAAUUGGCGACGACAUUCAGCCCGCAAUAAAAUUCAAGGCGCCUGCAGUUGUCGCACAUCUCCCCACCAGCGACACGAAGAAAUUUAACGACCUGUUCGCAGCGAAGAAGCGGAAGCAUGCGCAGUACGAGUGGUACCUCCGUGCAAACUGGGAGAGGGGUCUUCGGAAGCGCGCCGACGAGAGUUGGGCGAAAUUCACUCCUCACCUCCCAGAGGGCGCUGAUCUCGCGGCGGCGCGCACUCUGUUCAAUCAUAGGUUUGCCGCCGCCGAACUCGCCAGAAGAUCGCCGGAGUACAAGAAGAAUCUAUUGACCGCUCACAACGACAUCAAAGAGGAGGAGGAGGAGGAGGAGGAGGAGGAGGAGGAAGACUUGGUCGAUGAUAUCCCUAUAGAGACGCGCGUUCAGAUUCAGGACUUGGUAGAGGAAUGCAGUAACCAGCAGCUCUUCGACUCUGCUUGCCAAGCGAUGCUCAACCACUUGUACAAGAAGACCGGAAGAUCGUGUACACUGUUAGUAGGUGGCUGCGACAUAAUGAGGAAUGGCGGACUUGAACCACGCGCUUACUCAACCGAACAUGCUGAUGGCCGGAGCUUCGUUCGCUCCUCGCAUUACUCUGAGGAUAUCAUCCAACGCUUCAGCGCUUUCCUGGCCGAGGUCUUUUCUCCCGAUACGCAGAAAGAGCAUGCACUGUUCCCCGAAGCGCCGCAAGGCCCCCUCCACCUCGUGCCGGGCUUCACGGAAGAGGACACAUCCCCGCAAUCACAAACCGGAGACGCCAGUAUCGCCAGUGCGCCGGAUCCGUCCCCUGAACGGAAUGAACCUGGUGGAGUGGGUUCCACGGGCAUUGGGCAGCUGAGCGAUGUCGAAAGCGAGGACGAGGGGCCUCAGCACAGCGAUUCAGCGAAAGCGCGUGCAAGAGUGGAUGUUUCUAUGUCACCAGUUUUGACACCGCGCUCAACUGCCUCCGUGACGGAGCUUUCUGGAAAGAGCCUUGGCAUAAUGCGCACCGUCGAUGAUGAGGAUACUUCGAUGUCAUCUCCAGCCGUCUCAUCACAUAUCGUCGCGCACGCUGCGGUCGCUGGCACCUCCACACUUCAAGCUGGAGAACAAGGAAGAGACUUCUCUCCAAGUGCCAAUGGGGGAGGUGGCUCCGCAUCUACUAUCGUCCCCAACGCUACUCGCACGAAUGAUGAGGACGACUUUAUGGUGUUGGAACGUCACCAGUGCGGACAAGCACGGAGCGCCGCGCACAAUGACACCGAUGGAGAAGUUGUGAUGGGCGACGAGUCCGUCGAGCGCCUACCGCAAUCACUCGCUUCGUUGACCAGUAACGGACGAGCUGGUCCGUUAGACGAAGAAGGACGUAUUCCGGGUCCUCCUACAUCUGUGUCAACCUCGCCGCUGGCCAAGGAACGUGCGUCAGACAUAACGGGCUCCAACGCCGAUGAGGCCGCUCCAGUGGACGACGAGACCGCCGUUAGUCGGCGCAUACAAGGCGACAGUACCUCCGCCAUCAUGCCGCAACCUCAAGAGCCUAUGCUCCUUCCACCACUCUCUGUAAAGAGCGCCCCUAGCAUCAAGCUUAAAGGACCCAGCCAGGGCCGCUCAGUAUCUGUACCGGAGUCGCCGUCGGCCGAGGAGCGUGCGAUGGGUAUCGAGGGUCCCGAUACUGGCGCCGAGGUGUCGAGACAUCAUCAGAGCGGACAGACGCAGAGCGCCACGGACCGUGCCGCCAACGAAGACGUUCCGAUGGGCGUCGAGCUCGUCGAGCACCCGCCGCAACCAGUCGCUUUGCUGGCCGGCGCUGAACGAGCUAGCCCGGCGAAAGAAGAAGGAAGUGUGCAGGGUGGCCUGUCAUCUGUACCGACCUCGCCGCUAGCCAGGGAGCAUGCCGUGGAUGAUUCGGGUGUCGACGCUAAUGAAGCUACUCCGAUGAACAACGAGGCCGCCGUCGCAGUCGGUCUUCACGUUCAAGGCGACAGCGCCUCCGCCAUGGCGUCUCAAUCUCCCAAGCCCGUGGUCUCUCCGCCGCUCUCGGAGACUUCUUGCACCAGUGUUCGGCGUGAUGGUGCGCCGAUCUGUACUGGCGACGUCGCGAGGACGGAAGAUGCGCAGGGUCUCUCUGCUGACGUGUCUUCCCCUUCACCGGAAGUCGAGAAGGUGCAGAACGACAAUCGGCUACCACUCACGAGCGUUGCAUCCGACGCCCCGGAGGAAUUGCAAUUUGACUACGACGAACUAAGGAAGACUGGAGACCAGCUUGCUAACAUCGGCUUCUCAGACUCCACCCGCUCCUCUUGGUUCAAGCUUUUGGAUCUCUGGCUUGUUCAUGAGAAACAAGUCGGUUUUCAAUGGGGUGAUGGGCAAUCGGAGCUAUACUCGAUGCAAGAUUUCCCACCGUGGUGGCCGAAAUUUGUCGUGCAUCGCUCUCAUUCGGAGAAAUUGGGCCCCAAUAAUGCCGCCGCGCACGAGAAGGCCUGGCGUAACCUCUACACUGCACAGCAGCCGGCGUGGCGCACAUCAGCAAGUAGCUGGCCGCUACCGCGUCCUGAACACUGUGACGAGGUUUCUUGGAGCAAGAUUCGCAAAUACGGACCGAAGGGCGUCGUGGUCUUUCUGACUGGGCUCGAGAUGUGGGCGAAACGCGUCAAGAAAGACAACUCCGGUCAACUUCAAGCUUGGAAUGGGGCUCUAGAGGAUCUCUCUUGGGUUAUGGGGCAGAUGAUCCAGACGUUUUCCGGCAUCGUGACAGGCCCGGAAGACGGCGGUAUGGAGAAAUCAUCAGCGAGCCGAAAGCAACAAUCCCCAUCGAACGAGGCGUCGUCUGUGACCAGCGCUGGGUGGCCCUCACGCGGGAAGCUGGAGCCCGGCAUCUUGAAGAGGAAGGAGCCUCCAGAUGACUUGGAUCCACUGCAACGAAAGCGUGGAAGAACUAGGCGGCGGUGA